Molecule: messenger RNA, 564 nt
Organism: Ambispora leptoticha
Lineage: Eukaryota; Fungi; Glomeromycota; Glomeromycetes; Archaeosporales; Ambisporaceae
Source: the annotation of a GenBank genome assembly
AAACAGAGCACAAAAUCAAAAACUUAUAAAACAUUAACUCCUGAAUAUUUGGAGUGGGAAGCUGAAAUUAAUGUAGCGCCGGAACUAGAAUCUAAGAAAAAUCGUAGAUUCCAGGAAAAAUGUAUCCUAAUAACUCAAGUAUUACUUGGAGAAAAGCCGAUAAUUGAGUAUCGUCCUCCCUUCUUGAAUGGAUUAGAACUUGAUGCCUUCUUUCAAAAAUAUCAGAUCGCAUUAGAGGUGCAAGGAAGUCAGCAUCGGCUUCAUAGCACUAGCUGGUAUAAAGAUGUCAAAAAACUUGAGGAUGUUAUAAAUCGUGAUCGGCUAAAAAGAUGCAUAUGUCAAGAUAAUGGGAUUUUCCUCCUUGAAGUAUGGUAUGAUGAAAAACCGGAAAUUGUUAUCCCCGAAAGAGUGCAGAAAAUUAAGUAUCGGGAUAGGCUGGUCGGUGAAGAGUUAUUACGUCGCAGUAUAGCAAAGAGUAGUUUAAGUACUGCAUGGCUUGACGAUCUGAUGAAAGAAUGGGAAGAAAUCAAUACUCAAUUCAUACAAAUUUUCAGCCAGGCAUAA